CGGGGCCCCGGCGGCGUCGUCGUCGUCGCCCCCGGGCGCAGCGGGAGAUGGUGCGGUUCCUGGUGGAGGCGUGCGGCGCCGACGUCGAGGCCGCCCGCGUCGACCGCGUCACGGGCGCCGGCGAGACGGUGCUGAGCAUGGCGUGCGCCGCCGGCGCCCCCGAGGUGGUUCGGUUCCUGCUCGCCAGCGGCGCCCGCGCGGACCGACGGCUGCCGUCGGCCCGGGGGAUCGGCAGCGGAAGCGGCGGGAGUGGGAGCGGAACAACCGGGGCGGCAGCGGCGGCGGUGACGACGACGCCCCUGUUGACGGGCCGCGGCCAGACGGCGCUGCACGUCGCCGUGCUCGCGGACCGGCCUGAAUGUGUCGAGGUGUUGCUGCGGGAGGGCGGGGCAGACGCCAACGCCGUGUUCGACGCGGCCGGGCCGGACGUGGACACGGCGGGCGGGGGGUUCGGCCUGGAGCGGGGACUGAGGAGCCUCAGGGGCAGGGGCAGGGGUGGGGGAUCGCGGGAGACGAGGAAAGGGGAGAAGGGGGAGAAGGCGCCUAAGCACCCGGUCUCGGCGCUGCAUCUCGCGGCUCAUGCCAGCCCCGAGUGCGCCAGGCUGCUGCUGGAACACGGCGCGAGGGUCGACAUCAGGGACGCGUACGGCCGGACCCCGCUCCACUGGGCAGCCGAGGCGGGCCACGGAGCCGUCGUGCGGCUGCUUGUCGAGGCAGGGGCCAACAUCAAUGCCGCUUCUGAUGACGGCCUCAAGCCGCUCGGUGCCGUGGCCAAGCUGCUCGAGAGCGCCGAUGGGACCCAGGCACACGCUGGGGUUUUGAAAGUAUUGCCGAACGGCCCGUAGCGCGGCCAGGCUCGAAGUACAGCGGACAAGACCUUGGUUGGUUCGGAAAACUAACCUAUGAGGCUCUGAACGAAAGCUGAUGGGGAUGGAAACUAUGCCCUCCAAGAAGUGAGACUCGAAUGACGAG
Thermothelomyces thermophilus ATCC 42464 is the source of this 972-nucleotide messenger RNA. RefSeq lists its product as uncharacterized. The coding region runs from base 48 to 845 and encodes 265 amino acids. The transcript has a single exon. The record is from RefSeq and is a predicted model, not a curated record. Gene Ontology annotation, biological process: coenzyme A metabolic process. Gene Ontology annotation, molecular function: protein binding; hydroxymethylglutaryl-CoA reductase (NADPH) activity. Lineage: Eukaryota; Fungi; Ascomycota; Sordariomycetes; Sordariales; Chaetomiaceae. Gene Ontology annotation, cellular component: cytoplasm; nucleus.